Dentiscutata erythropus is the source of this 1002-nucleotide messenger RNA. The record is from the annotation of a GenBank genome assembly. Lineage: Eukaryota; Fungi; Glomeromycota; Glomeromycetes; Diversisporales; Gigasporaceae.
AUGAAAUAUAUUGCAACUUGGUGCCUUGGAAAUAAAUCAAAUAUCCUACCAUCAAUUUAUAGAUGGCCAAUCACUAAGGGAAAACUCAAAUUUGAUAAACAUUAUAUUAUUUACGGUUCUCUUAAUCUUGAUGCUAAAGCACUAAUUGGCGUUUCAGAUACGAAUCAAAUUAUCUUACGUGUUGAAGGAGCUAAAUAUUCUUAUAACUUUGAAAUAAUUGAUAUUGUAAAUAAUGAAAGACAAAAAUUGAAUACUCAAGGCCUAAAAGGAAAAGUCGUAAAACACUCGGGUUAUUUUGAUAAUUCUUACAGUGAAUUUUGUGAUGAACCUGCACAAAUAUCUAUUUAUUCAGUAAAAGAUGGCAGUCUGAUACAAAAAUCGAUUGAUAAUCUUAAUGAUCCUUGGAACCAAGGUCUUUUAUUUUUGGAUAAUAUGCGCUUUAUUGGGUCAAAAAAUGAAGAACGAAUACUGUUUUCUUUUUACAUGCAUGGAACUGAUCAGAGGAAAUUUUCUAUAUUGAAUCCACACAAUCUUACCAAUCCCAUAGAUGCAGGAGAACUAUUUAAAUCUGAAAUAGAAAAUUAUGAUAGGAAGAAAACUAGAGCAAUUUUUUUUGAUUAUAUUAUAAAAGUCGAAAACGAUCAUUUAUAUAUUGAAAAUUUAGUUGAUCAUGAAAGUUGGACUAAUUACAUAAAGAGUGACGUACAAGUUGAUGCACAAGUGAAUGUGCAAGAUCAUGAAUUCGAUUUAUUAUUCAAAAAUAAAUCUUUCGAUAAACUUAUUGACUCUUUUUAUGAAGAGGGGAGUCAUUAUAAACAUUUAGAAGAUACUCGAAUAGUUGAAUGUUUAAAUAAAACAAAAUCAUCUAGACCAUUUAUAUUUCCACAUAUUUAUAAAAUCACAGAAUUAGACACAAAAACUGUCAAUGAAAAACUUAAUGAUCUUGAUGAAAGGCUUAAAAAUCUUGAUAUAAAACUUAAUAAUCUUAUUGUGGCACAUUAA